This is a messenger RNA of Lacerta agilis (Sand lizard), 1230 nucleotides long. It is a transcript of the gene MPG, whose product is annotated as N-methylpurine DNA glycosylase. The coding region runs from base 1 to 1176 and encodes 391 amino acids. The transcript is spliced from 5 exons. Gene Ontology annotation, biological process: base-excision repair. The record is from RefSeq and is a predicted model, not a curated record. Gene Ontology annotation, molecular function: DNA binding; alkylbase DNA N-glycosylase activity. NCBI's taxonomy places the organism in Eukaryota, Metazoa, Chordata, Lepidosauria, Squamata, Lacertidae.
AUGUCAGCCUCCCUGGGCUACCCCCCUGCUCCAGCCCCUGUGGUCCCAGCAGCCUCCUGCCUCCCGCACAGCUUGCUCUCCCUGUUCCUGAACAGACCAAGAGGGCAGCAGCACCCUGACCCCCAGCCUCCUCUCCCCGGAGACAGGCCAAGCCUCUUUGGCCGCUUUGUCCACAGGAAGCUGGAAGCGGCUGCUGCCGAAGCCAUCAGGGAGGGGGCCGGAGAGGGUGGGCCUUUGCCCGAGGAGAGCCAGGCUGCCUUGCCGCCCGGCAAGGGGCAUCGGGUUCAGGGCAGCGGUUUUGUCCUGGGCAAAGGUGUGGCUGCAGUGCCAGCCAGCACGGGGCGCCCCGACGGACUCGAGGGGGCGGAGACCUCGAGGGGGCGGGGCGCCCCGGGAUCCCCUCCCUCCGGCGCAGCCAUGCCGGGGCCGCGGAAGCGGCUUCCUCGCGAGCAGGAGGCGGAGGCGGCGGCGGAGGCGGACGGGACCCUGGCCGAGGCGCCCUCCCCGCCCCGCCUGGGCGCCGCCUUCUUCGACCAGCCCUGCGUCCGCCUGGCCAGGGCGCUGCUCGGACAGAUCCUGGUCCGGAGGCUUCCGGAUGGGAGGGAGCUCCGGGGACGCAUUGUGGAAACGGAGGCCUACCUGGGAGGAGAUGACACCGCGUCCCACUCAAGGGGCGGGCGGCAGACUGCAAGAAACACGGCCAUGUUCAUGGCGCCGGGCACUCUGUACGUGUACCAGAUCUACGGGAUCUACUUCUGCAUGAACAUCUCCAGCCGAGGGGAGGGGGCAGCCGUCCUGCUGCGCUCCUUGGAGCCCCUGCAGGGCCUGGAGACGAUGAGAGAGCUGCGCCUGGCUCAGCGGAAAGGGGCCACCCGCUCCCUCAAGGACCGGCACCUGUGCAACGGGCCUUCCAAGCUCUGCCAGGCCCUGGCUGUGGACAAGAGCUUCGACCAGCAGGACCUGGCCUGCCACCCGGCCGUGUGGCUGGAGCCCAGCCUGGGGGCGCCCAGGGAGGAAGACGUCAUCUCCGCUCCCCGCAUUGGCAUCAGCGGCGAGUGGGCACAGCAGCCACUGCGCUUCUACGUCUGGGGCAACCAGUGCGUGAGCGUGACGGACAAGGGGGCCGAGGGGGCCAGAGCAAGUCAACUGCCAGCGGAGGCCUCUCUCUGCUGCUGAUGCCCAGGAACUGGGGGGUGAGGGGGCUUCCCGGGAUGGGGAGAAGAACAGGGA